Messenger RNA from Orbicella faveolata, 599 nucleotides. RefSeq lists its product as uncharacterized. The record is from RefSeq and is a predicted model, not a curated record. Lineage: Eukaryota; Metazoa; Cnidaria; Anthozoa; Scleractinia; Merulinidae.
CAUACUUACUGAUGAGUCAACUGGAGGACCAAAGACUUUAUUUCCAUGAGAAAACUACUCAAAUUGAAAAAGCAGCCGCAGAACAGGUGAGUUCUGCGGCCGAGAGCUUGAAGAAGGCAUUAAAUAAAUGGAAAAAGUUGGACGGGAAACUCUCUGAAGCCCAGAAAGAAAGGCAAAAUGUGGACAAAAAGUAUGCGCAGAUGGUUAUUACGGCCGAGAAGCUUCAGAUUGAUCUAACAGAAGUGCAGGAGGCAAACAAGUCUUUGAAAGAAAAUCAAGAGUUAAUGGAAGAAAAGGUGAAGAAAAUGGAAGAAAAGUUGCUACAAGUAACGGCUCAGAGACAGGAACUGCACAGUCUUCUUGAACAAAUAGCAGACGCAAAGCGUCGACUGGAGACGCAAUCGUGAGGAGUUGCAAGGUGGUCAAAUUGUAGUGGGCGAGGGAUCGUCUUCCACCUGCCAAUCACAGAGGACUCCACAGAAAAAGUAAACGUGUGGAGUUACCGAAGUGACACCAGUGACACCACCUGCGGAGGUCACGCCACUUCAGAGGGAGUCUGCGCCAGGCGUUGUCAACCGAUAAGCCGAUAAUUGAUAACA